Molecule: messenger RNA, 658 nt
Organism: Acaulospora colombiana
Lineage: Eukaryota; Fungi; Glomeromycota; Glomeromycetes; Diversisporales; Acaulosporaceae
Source: the annotation of a GenBank genome assembly
ACUGACAAAACUGCAGCUUUACAAGUGCAAGUACAUACACGCCCUCCACAUUCCCGAAUUCGUCAGAACCUUUCCAGCUCUGAAAGAGCUGUUCGUCUCGGAGUGUGGGUCGAUGUCUGACAGAAUAUUUGGCCAUCAUCCAGUGGGCUGGCACCUCAAGUCAGACGCCCUCUGCAACACCCGAAACCCCCUCGAAGUACUUCACAUUGAUCAUGUCAAAAGCUUGGAGGUGCGGGCGCUGGGUGUCAUUCCGACCAAGGUGCUGGUGGCGACCUGCUUUACCCCAUCUCUUUUUCAACGAGAGUUUGUGAGGAACGAGCACCUCUAUCCCAAGCUCCGCCUCUUGCGCCUUCAACAGAGCGACUUGUUCUCGACCGAGGGUGCCGCCAAGGGAUCUAGAGCCAUAGCUAUGGAGAAGAUGGGCGCCGCCAGGGGCUUCGAACCAGCUGGCAUGAGGCAGCGGUCAGUUCACCAUCAAUCAGGGUUUUUUUCGUCCAGCAGGGCAGAAUACGGAAGAUUUAGUCUCUCUUAUAUUUCUAGUAUUUUUGUAAUGAUGGGGUUUUACUCGGUUCGUUCAGAUGAAGAGGCUGCAAAAUGCGCUAGCAAAUCAGAUGUCGGCGCGAUUGAAUUGACAACUUGCUUUCGACUUCCUCCUGAG